GGGGCAGUGGUUUUGUGUGCUGUGCUGUGUGUGCUCCUGCAGGAAGCUGAGCAGAGAGGUUGGGCAGUCUGGAAAACCACAACAUGGAUGCAGUGACCUAUAAUGAUGUACAUGUCAACUUCACUCAGGAAGAGUGGGCUUUGCUGGAUCCUUCUCAGAAGAAUCUCUACAAAGAUGUGAUGGUGGAAACUUACAGAAACCUCACUGUUAUAGGCUACACAUGGGAAGAUAAUAUUGAAGAGCACUGUCAAAGUUUUCGAAGACAUGGAAGGUAA
Molecule: messenger RNA, 275 nt
Organism: Peromyscus leucopus (white-footed mouse)
Lineage: Eukaryota; Metazoa; Chordata; Mammalia; Rodentia; Cricetidae
Product: zinc finger protein 431-like
Exons: 3
Coding region: 84-275 (63 amino acids)
Biological process (GO): regulation of DNA-templated transcription
Source: RefSeq, a predicted model, not a curated record